GCCUUAAUAUCUUUAACAAGAAAUUGGCGACCAGACGAAGACUUAAAUCUGCAAAAAAUCGGAUAUUUACUGAUACAAAAUCCAGUUCGGACGAGUGAGUGCGUGGCACACAUUGCAGCGCGCAUCGGACUUUGCGCCGAGAACAAAGGAAAGGACUACCUUUGGAAUUCUAAACGGUGAAAGUGCAGUGCUUCGACGAGUCAGCGGCUCCCAGGGAAGUACUAGUGCCCAUCCUUUUUUCUAUCCUUCCUUUAUCCAUCGAUUUGCGUACUUGCGGGUUUUGAUUUGCAAAUUGCAUUAGAUUAGCUUUAAAUAAGUGCUAUUUACAUAAAUAAAAUUUGCAUAAAUAACAAUUGUUCGCACAAAUUAGCUACUUUCAUAAUCAUAAUAAAGUGCUAUUCCUGGUGAUAUUGCGUUUGAUAGCUAUGAGCACGUUAUUAGCCUAAAAUUGCACUUAAAACUUAAAAUACCGAUUGUUUACGUUCUAAAAUCACUGGCUUCUUACAAUAAAUUAAUAAUUUCACUUAUUUAACUACAACUAAAGCGAGAUAUUUGGCAUAUUCUGCUUAAUCUAAUAGGAUUUACGUACGUGUUACAUAAUUACUUACAUUUCCAGUGUUUACUGCCGUUUAUUUCAUCUAAUUUCUCAUAAAUCAUAAAUAAAUUAAUCGUAAAAUCUCUUCAUUUAAAAUAAUAUUUCUUCGCGUAACCUAAAAGUUGCUGUUGCUUAACAUAUUGGCCGACUAUUCCAGGGAGUACCUACGGCGCAUCGUCGCCGGCUGGCAGGUCACCGCGUGACCUUGUUGACCUUCAUAACUCACGCCGCGCGCCAUCGCCGCUUCUCCGCUGGGAACUCAUACGCUGUUGCUGCGCUGGAACUUCGACUUUGUAACUGUAUCGGUUCCCCGACACGCGCUCUGCGUGGCACCUACUGUCUGCGAGCUACAUUGCUUCGUAGACGCAUCAAAGGACGCCUACGCAGCGUGUGCGUACUUACGCACAGUGAAUCAAACUAAUCAAGUAAACGUAAAACUUCUUUGCGCUAAAACUCGAGUUGCACCUCUUAAAGCCAUCACAAUCCCGCGCCUAGAGCUGUGUGCUGCAGUACUAGGUGCUCGUCUUGUGGCCAAGGUCACCAGUGCUCUCCGGUGCCCUAUUCAUAAAAUCGUGUAUUGGUCUGAUUCUACAAUCACUUUAGCUUGGAUCAAAACUCCAACACAAAACUUAAAACCAUUUAUUUGUAAUAGAGUAAAUGAAAUAACAGACAUGACAGAUAAAAACUCAUGGAGGCACGUACCCACAAAACUUAACCCAGCUGAUUUGGCCUCAAGAGGUGUCGAACCGAGUCAACUCAUUAACUCUAAAUUUUGGUGGGAAGGGCCUGAUUAUUUAAUUCAUGAUAUAUCCCAAUGGCCUGUUACUCCUUACACAGAUAAUAAUAUGAUUUUGCCUGAAAUUAAAACCUUACCAACUAAAACUAACACUGAAAAUAAUGAAAAUAAUGAAACCAUAAAAUUCGAAAAUUAUUCGAGUUCAUUAAAAUUAAAAAGAAUAUUCGGUUAUGUACACAGGUUCAUAAAUAACUGUAAAAAUAAAAAGAAUAGAUCAUUAGGUCCUUUAACAAGUAAUGAACUCGAUAAAUCUCUUACUUACCUAAUAAAACUAGCACAAUCAAUUACAUUUAAAACAGUUAUUAAUAUGAUUAAAAACAAAAAAACACUUACCUCAUCUUACUUGUUGCAGAUGUCUCCUUUUCUCGACAGUGAAGGCGUGCUGAGAGUAGGUGGUCGGCUCAAUAACACGAACUUUAACUUUAAUAAAAAACAUCCAGCCUUAUUGGAUGGAAAACAUUAUUUCACAAGAUUGCUGAUGAGAGCCGAACAUCUGCGCUUGCUGCAUGCAGGCCCUCAACUGCUCCUAGCAACGUUUAGGGAUCAGUUUUGGCCUCUCGGGGGGAGGACGCUUGCACGUAAAGUAACUAGAGAAUGCGUAAUUUGUACUCGAUUUAGAGGCCAAACUAUGGAGCCGUUGAUGGGACACCUGCCUGAGGACAGGGUGACUCAAAAUUAUCCAUUUCAAGUUUCUGGUAUGGAUUUCGCCGGACCACUCCUAAUAUCCAGUAAAAAAGGCCGCGGUAAUCGUAUAUCAAAAUGUUAUUUAUGCCUGUUCAUUUGUUUUUGUACAAAGGCGAUCCAUUUAGAAAUAGUAAGCGACUUAAGUACAAACGCUUUCAUUUCUUGUCUUCGAAGGUUUAUUUCUAGAAGGGGAAAACCUGAUAAAUUAUAUUGUGACAAUGCCACAAAUUUUGUUGGGGCCAAUAAUGAAUUGGGCAGGGCGUUACUAUCAAGCCUGAAGUCAGUGUAUGAGUUCGCAGCGGAGGAGGGCAUUAAGUUUAAUUUUAAUCCCCCGUACUCUCCCACAUUCGGUGGUUUAUGGGAGGCCGGCAUAAAGAGCGCAAAAUAUCACAUGAAACGCAUAGUAGGAAAUGCUAGUCUAACCUACGAGGAGCUGAGCACGCUUUGUACGCAAAUCGAAGCUGUCCUCAACUCCCGACCCUUAACUCCCAUGUCACCCGACUCACACGACCUUUCUCCCUUGACCCCAGGGCAUUUUCUCGUCGGACGGCCGCUAACAUCACUGCCGUCACCUCCAAUGGCUACUACGAAGAAGCUGACAUCCAGAUACCAGCUAAUCGAAGCUUUACGAGAGCACUUUUGGAUAAGAUGGCAUAAUGAAUAUCUAUCCGAACUACAAAAGAGAACCAAAUGGCGAUCUCCUUACACAAGCCUUAAAGAAGGAUCGAUGGUGGUUUUUAAGGAAAAUAAUGUACCGCCUAUGAAGUGGAGACUGGGAAGACUUCACAGACAUUACCCAGGCAAGGACGGGGUCGCGCGCGUUGCUGAUUUCGUGACGUACAGAGGAAUCGAGCGACGAGCUCUGAAUAAAGUAUGCCCCCUGAUGUUAGAAGAGGAUAUGUUGGAGAAAGCCUCGACUUCAACCAUUCCCGUGGUUUCUUCGGCUUCCCCCAAGGCCCCCCAGGAUGUCUACGACGACCGCGAGACGCGGGUUGAGGCGCGGGGAGGGAGCGGCGCGGGAGCCGCUCGCCCCAUUCAGCUACGACAAACGUUCGCGCACACAACGUCAUAAUUGUACUUACUUAAAGUAAAUUACCUAAAGUAAACCAGUAAUCAUCAUAAA
This is a messenger RNA of Pectinophora gossypiella (pink bollworm), 3198 nucleotides long. RefSeq lists its product as uncharacterized. NCBI's taxonomy places the organism in Eukaryota, Metazoa, Arthropoda, Insecta, Lepidoptera, Gelechiidae. The transcript is spliced from 2 exons. Gene Ontology annotation, biological process: DNA integration. The record is from RefSeq and is a predicted model, not a curated record. The coding region runs from base 1267 to 3147 and encodes 626 amino acids. Gene Ontology annotation, molecular function: nucleic acid binding.